Molecule: messenger RNA, 2085 nt
Organism: Sphaerulina musiva SO2202
Lineage: Eukaryota; Fungi; Ascomycota; Dothideomycetes; Mycosphaerellales; Mycosphaerellaceae
Product: MFS general substrate transporter
Exons: 6
Coding region: 163-1830 (555 amino acids)
Biological process (GO): transmembrane transport
Molecular function (GO): transmembrane transporter activity
Source: RefSeq, a predicted model, not a curated record
ACAACAACGACAUCGACCACCAGGUAUACCGCAACAGAGAGAAAACGAAGGUGAAGUGGACGUUGACUGCUGAAACGAGUUGCCGUACCACCUAGUUCGGUGUGCAGCCCGGCCCGGUGGGAAUUCUGCGGGCCGACGAACCUUCGCGGGCAGGUGACGAGGAUGGCUGCUUCACAUACCAACAACAACAUCCUUUCAGGCCUAGCCGGAGCCGACCUGCCAGAACCUCAGCAGAAGGCAUAUCUCGAAGGCCAUGACGCCGACAUUCCAACUGACAUUGCGCUCGCUAAACCGCGGCAGUCUCACGAGCACGACUCGGAGAAGAGCGCUCCACAGUCGAGGACGACUUUCGUAGACGAGUCUCUCAAUAGCACGGUUCCAUCCGCAGACGAUGAUGAGCAAGACCCCAACAUUGUCUACUGGUCCAGCCCAGACGAUGCUGCCAAUCCCCAAAACUGGCCUGCAUCCACGAAAUGGACGCAAAUCGCAAUCCUCAGUGCCCUCACCUUUCUCACUCCUCUUGCAUCUUCGAUGUUCGCCCCCGGAGUGCCAGAAUUGAUGCGCGAAUUUGAGACUUCAUCGUCAGUGCUCGCAACCCUCGUCGUAUCCAUCUACGUGCUCGGCUUCGCGUUUGGACCCCUCGUCAUUGCGCCUCUUUCGGAGCUGUAUGGGAGACUAUGGGUCUAUCACACAUGUAACCUGGGAUUCAUUGGCUUUACCAUUGCGUGUGGACGAGCACAAAGCAUGGGUGAAUUGUGCGUCUACAGGUUCCUGCAAGGUGUCUGGGGAGUGUGUCCCGUCACAAUCGGAGGAGGUACCAUUGCUGAUAUGAUGCCGCCGGAAAAACGGGGAGGCGCAAUGUCGAUUUGGGCACUGGGCCCAAUGCUGGGACCCGUUGUGGGGCCUGUAUGUGGAGGUUUCCUCACAGAAGCCAAAUCAUGGAGAUGGAUCUUUUACGUGAUCGCAAUGUGCACCGCGGUCCUCGCCAUCCCCGCCUUCUUCAUCUUGCGCGAGACCUACGGGCCAGUCCUGCUCGAACGCAAAGCUGCCCGUCUGCGAAAGGCCGCCAAUAACCCCAACCUUCGCUCCAAACUCGACAAUGGUUUGACCCCAAAACAACUCUUCCUCCGCGCCAUUGUUCGCCCGACGAAGAUGCUCUUCCUCUCUCCGAUCUGUGGCCUCAUGAGUUUGUACUUGGCCAUCGUGUACGGCUUCUUAUACCUUCUUUUUACCACCUUUACCUUUGUCUUCAAGGACAAUUACAACUUCGGCCCUUCCAUUGUCGGACUGGUGUACAUUGGUAUCGGAUUGGGAAACUUUAUUGGUCUUGCCGUUUUGGGUGCCAUAUCAGACCGACUCGCCAAGGCUCUUGCCCUCAAAGAUCAGAAGAGAAAUGGUGGUACUGGAGGCGAUGGGAAGAUCAAACCAGAAUAUCGCCUGCCACCACUCAUUUACGCUGGUCCGCUCAUCCCCAUCGGACUCAUCAUCUAUGGUUGGACGGCACAAUACCACAUUCAAUGGGCAGUCCCGAUUUUCGGUACCCUUCUCGUCGGAAUUGGCUUGAUUGCAUGCUUCAUGUCCAUCAACACCUAUCUCGUCGAUACCUUUCACAUUUACGCAGCCAGUGCGCUCGCUGCGAAUACCGUGUUGCGGUCUAUUCUCGGCGGCGUAUUUCCGCUCUUUGGCCUGCAAAUGUAUGACGGACUGGGAUUGGGAUGGGGCAAUAGCCUUUUAGCAUUUGUUGCACUCGCCAUGUGUCCGAUUCCAUGGGUGUUUUAUCACUACGGCGAGAGAAUCCGGACACAUCCGAAAUGGCAGGUGCAGUUCUGAUAUGUACCUACCUAGGUACCUUAGGCAUUGAUGAAGGAGGAGUCUUUACGAAUUCAACUGCUGCUGCUGGAGUUGGCGGGAAACAGAAGCCAGCCACGGAUUGCUAAAGAGGUACGUAACUACCUUAGGUACACGAGGCGCCUCUGCGGCGUUUUGUUGUCAUUUUUUAGAAAGUGACUAGAUAUGACUUGCAGGAUGAUGGGUAUUACAUGCUCUCUCUUUCUUUCUUUCUCUCUCUCUCUUUCUCUCUCUCUC